UAGGGAGCUGCGCGCGCUGCACCAGAGACAUGGACGCGACCUCGGCCCCACACCUCAUACCCCCGGAAAUGCCCCAGUACGGGGAGGCGAACCACAUCUUCGAGAUGAUGCAGAACUUGCUGGAGCAACUCCUGAUCUACCAGCCCCAGGACCCCAUCCCGUUCAUGAUCGAGCACUUGUCCCGAGACAAUGACAACGUGCCGAAGAUUGUAAUAUUAGGUCCACCUGCCUCCGGGAAAACAACUAUAGCAAUGUGGCUUUGCAAACAUCUGAACAGUAAUCUUCUCACCAUGGAGAACCUGAUAGAAAAAGAAUUUUCCCAUCUGGCUAGUGAAGCAAAGAAUCAUUAUCAGAAAUUCAAGAAAGUUCCCAGCACGUUGCUGGUCAGACUGAUACAUGAACGCCUGAAGGACGAAGACUACAUCAAGCGGGGCUGGAUUCUUGACGGUAUCCCUGAAACACGGGAACAGGCUCUGAUGAUUCAGACUCUGGGGAUCAUGCCCAGACACGUUAUUGUGCUGAGUGCACCAGACACGGUACUGAUUGAGAGAAACGUGGGGAAGAGAAUCGACCCCCGAACUGGAGAGAUUUAUCACACCACUUUUGACUGGCCCCCGGAACCUGAAAUCCAGGACCGACUGGCCAUGCCAGAGGGUAUCUCGGAGAUGGAGACAGCUCAGAAACUACUGGAAUAUCAUAGGAACAUUGUUAGGAUCCUCCCCUGUUACCCCAAAAUCCUGAAAGUCAUCAGUUCUGACCAGCCAUGUGUGGACGUCUUCUACCAGGCUCUGACCUAUGUCCAAACCAACCAUCGAUCUAAUGCCCCGUUCACCCCACGAGUGCUGCUUUGUGGGCCCGUGGGCAGUGGGAAAAGUCUGCAGGCUGCUCUCCUGGCACAGAAAUACGGCCUUGUCAAUGUCUGCUGUGGGCAACUGCUGAAAGGUGCUGUGGCAGACAGGUCAAAUUUGGGGGAGCUGAUCCGGCCCUUUUUUGAAAAGGAUAUGGCAGUCCCUGACAGCAUCAUCAUGAAGGUGCUGACCCACCGCCUGAAGGAGCAGGACUGCGUUCAGAAAGGGUGGGUGCUGCAUGGCUUCCCACGAGACCUGGACCAGGCACACCUGCUGGACAGCCUGGGCCACAAGCCCAACAGGGUGUUUUUCCUAAAUGUGCCAUUGGAUUCUGUCAUUGAGCGGCUGACCCUGAGAAGAACUGAUCCAGUCACAGGAGAAAGGUACCACCUCAUGUGCAAGCCGCCUCCAACCAUGGAGAUCCAGGCCCGUCUCCUGCAAAACCCAAAGGAUGCUGAAGAGCAGGUCAAGCUCAAAAUGGAUCUGUUCUACAGGAAUUCUGCUGAGCUGGAGGAGUUCUAUGUGGAUGCCAUUACUAUCAAUGCAGACCAGGACCCGUACACCGUCUUUGAAUACAUAGAGAGUGGGAUCAUUAAUCCCCUGCCCAAGAAAAUUUUCUGAUGGGCACAGAGCAAGGAGAAUCCCACAGGGAAACAAAGUUAACCCUCCACCUUAAUCUUCUGGAAACCUCAACCAAGCCAAUAAAAGAAUGCUGGUGUAGUCUCAGGUGUCCUGGGGUGAUGUGGCUGGAAAGUGGCCUUGUCUUGAGGUCUAGAAACCCAGGACAGGAAAGACCAGGGAAGCAGUGAAGUAGAUUGGGUCUCUGGAGUCAGACUCAGGACGAGUGCUGGCUCCAGCAACAGUGAGUGCCCUUGGAUAAGGCAUUUAAACCCUUGGAG
Messenger RNA from Choloepus didactylus (southern two-toed sloth), 1747 nucleotides. RefSeq names its product adenylate kinase 8 (gene AK8). The record is from RefSeq and is a predicted model, not a curated record. Gene Ontology annotation, molecular function: AMP kinase activity; nucleoside diphosphate kinase activity; ATP binding. Bases 30 to 1469 code for a protein of 479 amino acids. Gene Ontology annotation, biological process: nucleoside triphosphate biosynthetic process. The transcript has 13 exons. Lineage: Eukaryota; Metazoa; Chordata; Mammalia; Pilosa; Megalonychidae. Gene Ontology annotation, cellular component: cytoplasm.